Cokeromyces recurvatus is the source of this 1371-nucleotide messenger RNA. RefSeq names its product putative methyltransferase-domain-containing protein. The record is from RefSeq and is a predicted model, not a curated record. The coding region runs from base 186 to 1349 and encodes 387 amino acids. NCBI's taxonomy places the organism in Eukaryota, Fungi, Mucoromycota, Mucoromycetes, Mucorales, Mucoraceae. The transcript is spliced from 3 exons.
UUUUUUUUUUCUUUUGAUAAGGCUUUUGCUACUCUUACAUUAAUAAUGUUACAUGGAUAUUUUAAUAAAUACCUCUUUUUUUUUUAUUAAUUUAAUUGAGGCUUUAGGAGACUGCUAAAUCAAAAAAAAACAAGUACUAUCAUAUACAUUUUUUAUUUUUUAUUUUUUCAUUCUCCUUCUCCACUAUGAUUAAUAGUUGUAGCUUACCCUUAUAUUAUAUUCGUUUUUUAAAGCCACCACCAAAAGAAUGUCUAAUUGGUCAGCAUUUCACUAUUGUAUGGACGAUUGAAAGUGAUCUUGGUGAUCAAACAUAUUGGGAGACUGUACCUAUUACGAUCAGUUUACAAGGAAGUUCAAGACUUGGCUUACGUGAGCUUAAUGCUGAUCCCAAAAGUAACUUGAGAAAGAGGGCACUAAAACCUUAUUCUGAUGAUAAACAACAAAAGGUAACGCUUGCACGGGAUAUUCCUGUUACCUUUGAUCCAUUUCAAGGGGGUGGUAUUGUUACUAAACUGGUGAUAGAGCAACUACCGGGAGAACCUUUACCGAUAGGAGCUCAAGUCCAUGUUCAAUUGAAUAUGCUUUUAUCGCCCAUAGCUCGAGUAUCCCCCAAUACGGCUACUACAUGUCAUUCUGUCUGGCAGAAUACAUAUCAAUUUCAAUCUCAAAUCUGGUUAAUCCCCACCUGGUCAACACCUAUCUUGACUACCAUGGCAAAACAAAGACACGUUCAAAUAAAACAAAGCGGUGAUCAAGCAGAAAGAAUUUUAGCUGUCAAGAAGCAAAAGUUAAUACAUAUUCGUGAAGAUGCUGUUCAAAGUAUAGCUAGACAUAUUUGGGAUUGUGGACUGGGCAUGUGUCAAUUUUUAUCAGAAUAUAACAUGGAUUCUAAAUAUAACUCCAUUCUGGAAUUAGGUAGUGGAACCGGCUUAGUUGGCAUUUAUGCUGCAGAAUUAUUAAAACCUGAAUGUGUAUAUUUAACAGAUCUUUCAGAUGCACUGGAAAUUAUGAAACAAAAUGUAGCUUUAAUGGAUAAAAAUGAUACCAAUGUAAAAAUCUUUAUACAUGAAUUAGCAUGGGGUUCUGAAAAGCAAGAUAUAUACGGAGACGUUAAUCUAUUACUUUUAACUGAUGUACUUUAUAAUCAAUCAUCACAUGACUUGCUUAUUGCUACAUUAGAUUGGAUGUUAGACAAUCCUGAAUGUAAAGCAUUACUUUCAUAUAAAGAACGUAACCCUGAUGAAAGAGUUUUUUUUACUAAAAUUAAAGAAAAAGGAUGGAAAUGUGAGCGUGUAGACAAUUAUGAUCAUUUAAUUUGUGAAAUAUAUUGGAUAUAUAAAACCAAAUAAAACAAGAAAGUUUUUUUUGUCA